AUGUCACAAGAAGUCAGUAUCGUCGCUCCAAGCGACAUGGAAGAAGGCUACCAAUUUGAUGCUCAAGUAGAUGGCAAGACGUUCACCGUUACAGUACCACGAGGUGGCGUCCGUGCCGGACAGGAGUUCACUACCAUCGCUCCCUUUGCCUCUGACGAUGAGCCCAACCGAUUCCGAUUCGGACUCUUUCAAUGCUGGACGGGGGAUGCACAAUGUCUGAUGGGAUUCUUUUGCAGCGGCUGCUUAUUAGGUCAGUUGUUGCAACGGCUGAAAUUGAGUUUCUAUGGCGUCAAAACGAACGAUGAUCAAUACGAGAAUUCUUGUAUCAUUAUGACUGUCGCCUAUGGAAUUGCUCUAUUGUUGGGAUUGAUUUUGGUCAUUGCCACGGGAGCUGGUUUCAUGAUCAUGUACAUUUAUUUGCUUUACUUGGUGGUCGUCUUGACUUUGACGCGGUUGCAUAUGCGCAAUCUGUACAGUAUUCCGGGACAAAUGUUUGGGGAUACUCCUCUGGAUGACUUUUGCUAUUCCUUCUGGUGCACCUGCUGUACGCUUAUUCAAUUGACGCGUCAUACACAUGAUGAGAAGAUUUACAAAUAUCGGUAUGAGUCCAAGACUGGAUUGCCUGAAGGAGCUCCAGAAGUUGUAUAG
Cylindrotheca closterium is the source of this 648-nucleotide messenger RNA. The record is from the annotation of a GenBank genome assembly. NCBI's taxonomy places the organism in Eukaryota, Bacillariophyta, Bacillariophyceae, Bacillariales, Bacillariaceae.